Messenger RNA from Acanthaster planci (crown-of-thorns starfish), 1885 nucleotides. RefSeq lists its product as uncharacterized. The record is from RefSeq and is a predicted model, not a curated record. NCBI's taxonomy places the organism in Eukaryota, Metazoa, Echinodermata, Asteroidea, Valvatida, Acanthasteridae.
UGGAAGGCUAAAAGUUGAGGAAGCCGGCGGCGUUCGUCGCGAUACGAAGACGACUGUGAUUUUUUUUGUUUUUUUGUCCGGAAAAACUAAACAAGCCCGAUGACACAGUGAAAAAAGUACUCCCAUCUUCAGCAUCCUUCCAGGCUGUCUUGUUUGAAGUUCCUGCUGAGGGAGCUGCAAACAUGUUCCAUCCAUCCAACAGCAGCGCUACCCUCUGCCAGUCCCCACCCAUGCCCAAGUGGCUCUGGCUCUGCAUCUCCAAGUCCCUUGGCAUCAAGACCCACCCGCAGGACAAGCCCGUCCUGGCCACAGUUUUGUUCAUCUUCACGCUGGUCUGCAUCCUGACCUACUUCAUCACCUGCACAUGGUACGUGGUCUAUGACAUCGAGGCCACCUCCACCAAGUUUGACGUCCUGAACGGUUCGGUCAUUGUCAUCAUGGCGGCCGGCUUUUGCUGUAUCACCAUCUACGCCAACCUCCUGGCCUUCAAGCUCUUCACGAAUCCGGUCUUCCGCCAGAGCUUGCGGCUUCACUCUAAGACCGUCCUGAAGGUCAAUGUGUCCAUCCUGUUGGCGGUUCUUAGCCUCUUGUUCAUUGGCAUAUAUGCCUACAUCUCCUACUGUUCAGAGUUUGGGGCCCAACCCUGUGAGGAAGUGAAGCUGAACCCCUUAAUUUGCUACAUUCGCUACCCAAGUCAAACGACGCUGUCCAUUGUUUCUUUCCUUUGGAACCUUUUGGUGGCUGUUGUAUGUCUGUCUGUUUGCCGCACUCAUACUAUCAGCAUCCGCCAUUUCUUGCUGGAGCUAGACGAUGACGCAGUGAUCUAUGAGAUGCAGAACCGGCACACUGUGGUUUCCAUCACAACAACCGAUGGUGUAGCCAUCCCCGUGAAUGCAUCGGAGGAGUCCAGAGAUGCAAACAGCACGGUAGAUAUCAAGGAGAAUCUUGAUGUUCGCCAAAUCGAAGCCGCGUGGGACAGGAGUGAGUUUGAGCGUAGGCAGCAUCGCGUGUCAACCUGUCUCACCGACGGGCACAUUGUGGCAGCUGACGAGGAGGAAGGCCUGGAGCAGGAACUGCCAGACACGGCAGCCGAUAGGCGGCCAAGAAUGANACAGGACGGUGGCCGGCGGCAGAGAGAAUCCGUCACAUCGGCUUUCACCCACACGCCAGCCGUGAAACCCCUGACAAAUGCUGAGAUUCUGGAUAGAUACUGGAGGCUACAGUGUCGCCUGAACACAACGUCGGCCAUCUUGCAGCGGUGGAUUACCAGCUGGAUCAUCUUGAUACUCCUGUGGAGUCUCUACUACCUCAUGUACUGGAUCGACCACGACGCCAGCAUCUGGGACAUGAUCGUCUUCUUCAUCCCGCUGGCGCUGCUGCCGUUGCUGUGCUCUGGCCCCAUCGAGGUCAACGGGGAAGGGGAACGAGUAGCCAAGAUGAUUUGCCCAAUUCAAGAACGCAUGCCAGUUAUUAUGUUCAUCAGACAGGCCCCACUUGCAUUCACCAUCUACGGAUUUGUGCUGAAUUACUCCACUAUUAUCACGGCCAUUUUGGCCAUCGCUGUUGCCUUUGGCACCAAAAUCAUCCUGGGAAAUUUCACGGUCACCAGAGUACCCGCCACCACAGCUUUGCCCUCUUGGCAGGUAUAGGGUAGACCUGUGCAUUUCAUCACCGAUUCUGACCCAGGUCUGGUGAUCCAUCAUCAUCAUCAUGGUGACAACAGUGCACCAACAGUGCACCAGCAGCGCACCGGCGUUGCUCAGUGGCUAACCUGAUAAGUUAAUCGUCCGUUUUAAUUGUUCAGCGUUCAAAGUGGCUUGUUGUAACUGAUUGAGACUGAUUCCAACAAUCCUCUGUUACUGUCAGCUGUAGCUAUUGUUAUGGU